UGAAAUAGCGAUGGGAAUGCCCAGGCCCUAUGUCCAGGAUGGUCAUGCCAGCGACUGGGCAUGGCACGGCCAGCGCAAUGGCGAAGUCUGCAUGGAUCGCGUAUCUCACCACAUUGCUGAGGACAGCAGGUGCAGGCGACAUGCCGAUGGACCUUGGGAGUCAGCCAUUGGGCUGGACCAUCAGUUCAGAACUCCUACCAGGUACAGUAGUUGGGCAGGGACGCUACGUGUUAGCUGAGAAGCUGUGCGAAGUCUGCCGCCUCCCUGAAUCGACUUCUCAGCCGCAGCACCUGGCAUUGCCUUUGCCCAGUCAGAGGCUGCUACUGGACGAUGGUCAAUGGCAGGGGCAAGUGAUACCCUAUGAGGGUUUGGCCGCGGCCAUUGCGAGUGACCUUCCGCAUCCACAGAUUCGCUUGCAGUUUCUGCCGGCUGUGCACGAAUAUGCAGUCUCUCAUUUGCAACGUCACCAACUCUACCAUGAUGCGACCUUUCGGUACAACUUUGGACAGCGUCUGGGAAAAGGCUCUUUUGGAGAGGCAUGGCGUGCAGUUACACUGGAUGGCUCCAUGAAAGAAGUUGUCUUGAAGCGGUUGUUCGUUGAAAAGGGCGAGCACGUUCGGAGGAGUGGUGAGAGGGAGAUCUACUUCGGCUCCAUCCUCCAACACCGGCAUCACAUCGCAAGGUUCUUGGAAUCGUUUGAAGAAGUGAGCCUUCCAGAGGACGGCAGACGACAAGUGGAGCUGUGGCUGGUCUUUGAGAACGAAGGAUUUUCCUUGACUCACUUUCUCUUCAAGACGCAGCCGGGCUCGCAGGUGGUGGAGCGCUCCACGUUUUGGUGGCUGGUGAAACAGGGCCUGCCAUGGGGUGGACAAGUCAUCAAGAACUUUGCCUACCAGCUCCUUCAAGGCCUAGCAGUCGCUCAUGCAGCAAACAUCACGCACAGAGAUGUGAAGGGUUCCAAUGUUUUCGUGACGGACACGUGGCCUCCGAUUGUCCGACUGGGAGACUUUGGCAGUGCGUUGAAGGCACCGCCAACGGAGGAUGUGCGGAAAUUGUAUGGACCAGAAGGACCCACUGAAGAUGAUGAAACCAGCGAGUACAAGCCGCCUGAAGCAGGUCUUUUUGAUGAGAUGCUGCUGCGACGUGUGGGUCUUGCAGCCAGUCCUGACCAUUGGCACAACCGCAGCUACGACAUGUGGAGCCUGGGCGUGUUGCUCUUGGAGCUGGUUCUCGGUACGCGGGAUUUAUAUCAUGUGGAUGAUCGCCGGUGGCUAAAGGAGGAGUUCCAGCUCGGCAAGGAGCAUAUUCCGGAAGAGCGCAUUGGACAAGGCCGCAUGCUGUUGGCCUUGCUGGACCUGUGUCUGGGGCCCAACGCUGCCCCAACGGCGCCCCUGCUCUGGUUCCUGAAGUCGGAGCCGGAGCUGUCCGUGCCCGCGGGUGGACAGAAGUGCUCUGAUGCUGAGUUUGCGGAACGGCUUCGCCAACAGGACGCGGCUGGAGUUGGUUUGCCAAAUGCCGCGGGCCGCGAUUUGCUGCGGCGCUUGUUGCAAUGGGAUCCCAACGAAAGGAUUCAGGCCCAGGAUGCCUUGAAGCACCCCUGGUUUGACGAUGGCGUCGAUCUGCCGCCGCUUCGAGUCUUCAAAUCCGCGGGAGGUGGACUUGGCAAGGCAUCAAGGGAAGAUGAAGUGCAGGAGGUGAACAUGCAAGUAGAUGAUGAGACAACUGAAGGCGCACUCAGCGGAUGGUCCGAGGAUUGGAGCUGGAGUGAGGGCUUUGAGGAAACGGACGGAGCGUUGGCCGAAUGGGACGAUGAUGAAGUCGACACCUUUGCUGGAGAGUACACGAUCAGCUCCUCCUGCCCAGGGCUUUACACACAUGUGGCAUCUGAUGAAGAUGUGGGCAGACGGAAAGACAUGGAGGACAGACACUCCAUUCACAACAUCUCAGCCUCCUGCCACGGUGGACAGGCUGGCUACCUGGCCAUCUUCGAUGGUCAUGGGGGCGAUUGGACUUCCAGUUGGCUGGCGCGAUCAUUGCACCGGCGCCUGCUGCGGGCCAAUCAGAGCGUCAAUGCUUCGUUGGAAACUGCCUUUGCGGCUUUCGACAAGGAACAACUUCAUUACCGGAAUGUCAUUGGCGACAAUGGCACUGGCAGCACUGCUUUGGUCGGCGUCUUGUGCAACUGCACCUUGCACUUGGCCAACCUCGGAGACUGUCGAGCGGUGGGAGCCUUCCGCAACAUGCGUGGUGCUGACGCAAUGGAGGCCGAAGAGAAAAUGUGGCCCCGCGGCGCCAGGGUAGAGGUAAAGGAUGCCCGCAGUGAUGAACUGAGAGGACAGCGGGGCACUGUAGUGGAGGUGAGAGUAGCAGAGGCUGCCCCUGGACGGCCUCGGCGCAUCUUCUGCGUGGUGCGGCUGCUGCGGGAUGGCACCUUGAGACCCUUUCGAGCGCAGUCCCUCCAGCUCCUAAGCGAGUUGCGCGCAGUGCGUUUGACGAAGGACCACAAACCUGGUGUUCCUGAAGAGACCCGCCGCAUCGAGGCUUUGGGCGGAAAGAUCGACUGGUUGAAAUCAACCCAUGUACAGGGAGAUCAGAGCGGUGACAUCCGUUCUGCUCGUGUAGCCGGUUUGGCCACUUCUAGGAGCUUCACAGGAAUAGAGCGAAGACCGCUUGUCAGCGCAGAACCAGAGUUUCAUACCUUGCCUUUGAAGCCGUGUGCUGUGGAAGGCAGAUGCAAGGCUGAAGGGUCCCGAGAUGAUUCGCAACCCUUGCUGCCUGCUUUCGUCGUUUUGGCGAGUGAUGGAGUAUGGGACGUGCUUGAUGACCAAAUCGCCGUGGAUCUUGUGUGGGAUCUCUUAGGCUCCGCCCAGGACCCACGGCGUGGCGUGGCUGGUGUGCUGCAAGAAGCAGCGCAACUUGUCGUGCAGGCUGCCAAAGAUCGCGGCUCUACUGACAACCUGACGUGCCUCAUCUUGCUUUUGAACCUAGAUUGAAGCUGAUUCAGAACAUCCUGAACUCCGAGAGCAGCGGAAGCAGAAGAUAUGGGAAAGUGCUGGGAGCAGAGACUCCAUGCCAGUGACCAGGUUACUUUCAGAAAAAAGAA
This is a messenger RNA of Cladocopium goreaui, 3103 nucleotides long. Lineage: Eukaryota; Dinophyceae; Suessiales; Symbiodiniaceae. The record is from the annotation of a GenBank genome assembly.